UGAUUGCAGAAGACGCUUGCAGUUUUUUUGGGGGCAGAGAAAGCUGUUUGCAGCACUUUUUUUGUGUUGCGUUUUUGUGUGUGUGUGUGUGUAGCUGGAAGGAGAAGUGAGGAAGAGGCACACAAACAGCACUUUUUUUGUGUUGGCUUUUGUGUGUGUGGAAGGAUAAAGUGAGAGGAGGGAGGCAGGCACACAAUGAGAGCAAGGCAGCAUUGUGUUGGCAGUCCGAUCCAGGCUUGUCCACGGCUCCAGGCUUUGGACAUGAUCGCACAACACUCUAGGAUUUAUAUAUUAUUUUUUUUCAUUAUUCACCAUGCGUGCUCUGCACUUGGACAGCGAUUUCCUCCGUGAUUACGUGUGGCGCGUCUCCCUGCGGGGAAGCUCCCCCGUGGAGAGGUCCUGAUGGGUUUGGGCCUUACUUGAAUUUCCCAGCUUAUUAUGUGUCUGCACUGCGUGUGCUCCACGCAGUUGCGAGGGGAGGAGAAGCAGCAGCCCAGCUCGCCCGGCUCCCGCCACAAAGAGCCGGCUGUGCUGCCCGUGCCGGACGGCGGACAUGGCACCGAGGCGCCUCUUCUGCUGCUGCCACCGCCGCCGCCGCCUCUCUCAACACCGGCGGCACCCCCGCUAAACCAGGCAGCCGCCUUCCUCCUCUUCAUCCUCCUCCACCACCUCCUCCUCCUCCUUCUACUCAUCAUCCUCCUCCUUUCCUGCUGCUGCUGCUGCUUCUUCUUCUUCUUCUUGGGACGGCUGAGGAGAACCAGAGCCAGCCUUCAAGCAGGUGAUCCCGCCGCCAAGUUUCUCUCAGACUUUGGUGCCCGUCGGCACUUCACAAAGACAGACAGACGCCUGAUAUUAUUAUUAUUAUUAUUAUUUUUUCUUGGAGAAAAAAAAUUCCCCCUACCACUUCUUUUCGUUGUUGUCGUUGUUUCCUGAGGAGAUCUUCGCUCUCAAGUCCUCCCCGUUGCAUUGAAUUCCGUGCAACAAAAGGAGAGGGGGGGGGGGGGGUGAAGAAAAGUCUCUUGCUUGUUAUUGUUUUGUGAGGGGGAGCAAAUCUUUUUUUCUUGUUGUUGGUCGAGCAAUAAGUCUUGUGCAAAGGGGGAGGCAUUGCAAACCUCUCUCCGUCCUUUUUGUUUCCAACCCCCCCCCCCCCUUUCCGAUCACCUCCUGCUGUAAAUAAUCACUUGUCUUCGUGCAGGAUCCACCAGUUGCAAAGAAGUUGUGGGUGGGUGGGUGGGGGGGUGUGUGUGUGUUGCAGAGAAGAGAAGGCGGAGGAGAUCAACACCAACACCCACUCGGCUGAAGAAGAAGAAGUAGAAGCAGAAGAAAAAAAAAACUAACCGAGUUUUUUUUCAAAACAAAAAAGCAUCGCCGCCAACAACAGGGGAAAAAAAAAGUACGAGGGGGAGAGACGUCACACGCAGUCCACUCGGAGAGGUUGAAGUUGCCGCAUUGCAUCGGGCAGGAGGAGGGAGAGUGUGUGUGUGUGAGAGAGAGAGAGACACCACACACACACAGAGGGACUGGAGAGAUUGAUGGUUGGAGCACCGGUCAGUGGCGGCCAGGCAGCGGCUUCUUCCCGGCGAGCGAGGGACUGGACAUGUCCAGGCGCAAACAAUCCAAGCCUCGGGCUGUCAAAGUCUUUUCAGUGUGCAGCCAACAGUCUUCUCAGGGGUGACUUCAUGCUUUAGCUAAAUCUGAGCUGAACCAUGCUGCAAGCAGGAGAUCUGUGCACGUGGGUCUUAUCUGAAGACACUUGCAGGAUUCUUGAUACUAUUUUAGUUGAAGAAAGUGAAUCUUCAGAAUUUGACUUAAAUUGGGACGCGACAACUGUGCAAACAGUAGGAACCUCAGGAGGAGAGCAGGAGUAUGAUACUAAGGACAGACAACUGUUGGAAGACAGACACAGCAUGACCAGUCAGGAAGAGAGAAACGAAGAUGAUGAAGACAUGGAAGAUGAAUCAAUUUACACCUGUGAUAAUUGUCAGCAGGACUUUGAUUCACUGGCUGACUUGACUGAACAUAGGGCUCAUCGCUGUCCUGGAGAUGGCGAUGAUGACCCCCAGGUUUCCUGGAUAGCUUCAUCUCCCUCCAGCAAGGAUGUGGCUUCGCCGUCUCAGAUGUUGGGCGAGGGCUGUGAUCUGGGCCUGGUAGAUGAAGAAGGAGGUACCGGCCUGCCGUACCCCUGCCAAUUCUGCGACAAGUCCUUCAGCCGACUGAGUUACCUCAAGCGGCACGAGCAGAUCCACAGCGACAAGCUCCCCUUCAAGUGCACCUUCUGCAGCCGCCUGUUCAAGCACAAGCGCAGCCGGGACCGCCACAUCAAACUCCACACCGGGGACAAGAAGUACCACUGCCACGAGUGCGAGGCUGCCUUCUCCCGCAGCGACCACCUCAAGAUCCACCUGAAGACCCACAGCUCCAGCAAGCCCUUCAAGUGCACCGUGUGCAAGCGUGGCUUCUCCUCCACCAGCUCCCUGCAGAGCCACAUGCAGGCCCACAAGAAAAACAAGGAGCACGAGGCCAAGCUGGAGAAGGACCUGAAGAAGGAGGAUGUCGUCUGCGACUAUUGCGACGAGACGUUCAACCAGGCGGAAGACUUGGACAAGCACAUGGCCUCCAACCACCCGCAGAUUUGUGAGAAAGCCGAGCUGCAGUGCAUCCACUGCCCCGAGGUGUUUGCUGAAGAGACGGCGUUGAUCAAUCACAUUGACCUCGCCCACAGGAAUAAGAAGCACAAGUGCCCAAUGUGCCCGGAACAGUUCCCCACCGUGGAGGACGUCUAUUGUCACUUGGAUAGCCAUCGACAACCGGAUUCCAGCAACCACAGCAUCAGCCCCGACCCUGCGACGGGCAGUGCGGCCUCCAUGAGCAGCACCACCCCGGACUCUAGCGCUUCGGUAGAACGCGGCUCCACGCCCGAUUCAACCCUCAAACCGUCCAGAAACCAGAGGAAGCCUUCGGGAUCGUUGGAGAGAGACAGCAGGCAGAACUCCUGGUCACCAAAAGUCACCUACAGCUGCCCGUAUUGCUCCAAGCGCGAUUUCAGUAGUUUGGCUGUCUUAGAAAUUCAUUUAAAAACCAUUCACUCGACUAAACCUCAGCAAAGCCACACGUGCCAGUUCUGCCUUGAUUCUCUACCAACUUUGUACAAUUUAAACGAGCACGUCCGCAAGGUGCACAAAAAUAAUGUUUUCCCAGUGAUGCAGUUCACCAGUGCGUCCACGUUUCACUGCAACUACUGCCCGGAGAUGUUCGCCGAACUGAACAGCUUGCAGGAACACAUACGAGUGUCUCACUGUGUCCCCAACGCCAUCCCCCAAGAUGGGAACCACACUUUCUUCUGCUCCCACUGCUCGCUGGGCUUCCUGACCGAGUCUUCGCUGACUGAACACAUCCAGCAAUCCCACUGCAACGUGGGCAACACCAAGCUGGAGUCGCCUGUCCUGCAGGCCAGCCAGUCUUUCAUGGAGGUGUACUCCUGCCCUUACUGCACAAACUCGCCCAUCUUUGGCACCAUCCUCAAGCUCACCAAGCACAUCAAGGAAAACCACAAGAACAUCCCGCUGGCAAACAGUGGGCGGAAAUCCAAGUCGGAGCAGAGCCCGGUUUCUUCAGACGCCGAGGUGUCUUCCCCAAAGAGGCAGAGAUUGUCGGCCAGUGCCCCUUCGCUCUCCAACGGCGAGUACCCGUGCAACCAGUGUGAUCUCAAGUUCACCUCGUUCGAGAGCUUCCAAAGCCAUCUGAAGUCCCACUUGGAGAUUCUUCUCCGGAAGCAGUCGUGCCCACAGUGCAAGGAGGACUUUGACUCGCAGGACAGCCUUCUGCAGCAUCUGACGGUGCAUUACAUGACCACCUCGACUCACUACGUGUGCGAGAGCUGCGACAAGCAGUUCUCCUCGGUGGACGACCUGCAGAAGCACCUGCUGGACAUGCACACCUUUGUGCUCUAUCACUGUACCCUGUGCCAGGAGGUGUUCGACUCCAAGGUGUCCAUCCAGGUGCACCUGGCCGUCAAGCACAGCAACGAGAAGAAGAUGUACCGCUGCACGGCCUGCAACUGGGACUUCCGCAAGGAGGCCGACCUGCAGCUGCACGUCAAGCACAGCCACCUGGGCAGCCCGGCCAAGGGGCGCAAGUGCAUCUUCUGUGGCGACACGUUCAGCACCGAGGUGGAGCUGCAGUGCCACAUCACCACACACAGCAAGAAGUACAACUGCAAGUUCUGCAGCAAGGCCUUCCACGCCAUCAUCCUGCUGGAGAAACACCUGCGGGAGAAGCACUGCGUGUUUGACAGCAGCGGCGCGCAGAACGGCACGGCCAACGGCAUUGUCCCCUCCUGCCCCAAGAGGGUGGAGGCCGACCUGCAGAACAUCCUGAUGAAGACUCAGGAGGCGCUGAACAGCCACGAAGCCAGCGAGGACGACAUCGACGCCUCGGAGCCCAUGUACGGCUGCGAUAUCUGCGGCGCGGCCUACACCAUGGAGGUGCUGCUGCAGAACCACCGGCUGAGGGACCACAACAUCCGGCCGGGCGACGACGACUGCUCGCGGAAGAAGGCUGAGUUCAUCACGGGCAACCACAAGUGCAACGUGUGCGCCAGGACUUUCUUCUCGGAGAGCGGCCUGCGCGAGCACAUGCAGACGCACCGCGGGCCGGCCAAGCACUACAUGUGCCCCAUCUGUGGCGAGCGCUUCCCCUCGCUGCUCACCCUGACCGAGCACAAGGUGACGCACAGCAAGAGCCUGGACACGGGCACCUGCCGCAUCUGCAAGAUGCCGCUGCAGAGCGAGGAGGAGUUCAUCGAGCACUGCCAGAUGCACCCGGACCUGAGGAACUCGCUGACCGGGUUCCGCUGCGUGGUCUGCAUGCAGACCGUCACCUCGACGCUUGAGCUGAAGAUCCACGGCACCUUCCACAUGCAGAAGGUGUCGUCGGCCAACUCAGCCUCGUCGUCUCCCAGCAACCAGCCUCCCCCUCACCACCACCGGGCAUACAAGUGCGCGCUCUGCCUGAAGGAGUUCAGGAGCAAACAGGACUUGGUCAAGCUCGACAUCAACGGCUUGCCUUACGGCUUGUGCGCGGCCUGCAUGAACCGCAGCACCAACGGGCAGCCCGCCAACGCCGCGGUGGUGGUGCAGCCGCAGCAGGAGGUCGCCGAGAGAGCCAGCGCCGGCCUUCGCUGCCCCGACUGCGCGGUUAAGUUCGAAACCAUGGAGGACCUUGAGAGCCACAUCCAGAUAGACCACAGAGAAAUGACACCAGAGACCAGUAGCCAGAAAAAGUCAUCUCAAGCAUCACCUGCUCCCAGGAAGAAGACCUACCAGUGCAUAAAGUGCCAGAUGACUUUUGAGACCGAACGGGAAAUACAGAUCCAUGUUGCAAAUCACAUGAUUGAGGAAGGAAUCAAUCAUGAAUGCAAACUGUGUAAUCAGAUGUUUGACUCGCCGGCAAAGCUCCUAUGUCACCUGAUCGAACACAGUUUCGAAGGAAUGGGAGGUACUUUCAAAUGCCCAGUAUGUUUCACAGUCUUCGUGCAGGCGAACAAAUUGCAGCAGCACAUCUUUGCAGUCCACGGGCAAGAGGAUAAGAUCUACGACUGUUCGCAGUGUCCGCAGAAAUUCUUCUUUCAGACCGAACUUCAGAACCACAUGAUGAGUCAGCACACACAGUGAGGUGUCGGUGCAUCGAGACAACCUCGCUGCCGAAGACCCAACAGAGUCUCAGUGGGAGAGAACUUUUGAACAUUACAUCCAAUCAAAGUGUCAUUUGAAACCCAGAUGUAAAACUAAUGAUUUGGCCACGAGGCACUGCUAUUAUAAGCAGUUUGAAAUGAAUAUUAAUGUUACAGAUUAAAAGUAUUCUAUGCUCAGUAUUUUUCUGUCCAGCUUUUCAAUUAGUGAACACAGCUUUUUGCUUCUAAUCAGAGUUAUAGUGCGUUAGAAACAUCCGUUUUGUUGCUGUUCUUCGUUGCUUAAUGUAGUAAACUAAUAGGUGUCAAAGAUAAAUAGAUGUCUUUUGUUAAUACUUGCAUUUAAAUGCAGAUUUAGCCAGUUGUGGUGAGUGUGAGGUGUUAGCUUGCCAUCCAUCGUCAGAACAUUUUUAUUUUCUCUUUUUUUGUCAAAGGAAGAAUGUUUUAAUUUGGAUUGACCAGUUCACAGUACAACGAGAAACUAUGUAAAGAAAAUCAAUGAUUACAGUGAAUCUGGGUGGUGUUUGCUUCAACCAUGUAAUUUACCCGAUUGCAAUAACUAGGAGAGUUUAAUAAAGGGAAAACACGCACUUAA
This is a messenger RNA of Amblyraja radiata (thorny skate), 6284 nucleotides long. RefSeq names its product zinc finger protein 423 (gene znf423). Bases 1707 to 5672 code for a protein of 1321 amino acids. The transcript is spliced from 10 exons. The record is from RefSeq and is a predicted model, not a curated record. NCBI's taxonomy places the organism in Eukaryota, Metazoa, Chordata, Chondrichthyes, Rajiformes, Rajidae.